This is a messenger RNA of Danio rerio (zebrafish), 962 nucleotides long. RefSeq names its product immune-related, lectin-like receptor 4 (gene illr4). Lineage: Eukaryota; Metazoa; Chordata; Actinopteri; Cypriniformes; Danionidae. Gene Ontology annotation, cellular component: extracellular region. Gene Ontology annotation, molecular function: carbohydrate binding. The record is from RefSeq and is marked provisional.
CCUCCAGAAGCAUGUCUGAGGACGUGGUUUAUUCAGAGGUCGUGUUUGUGAAGAAGAAACAGGCGGACAAAGAUGAUGAAGAUGAUCCAGAUCAGUGUGAUUUGCAGAAGAGGCGCUCAUGUUGUGAUGGUGUUCGGCUGGUACUGACGGCUCUGUGUGUGAUCUUCACCACUGGACUGAUCGCGCUCAGCUUCUUGUGCUAUAUGCAGGCUACGUCAAACCAUAACUUUCAGAAAAAGCUUCAAGAUCUUCAGGAGGUCCACAAUGCACUGCAGGAGAACUUCACAGCAUUUUCAGCAGUGCUCGAACACAUAUAUAACAGGGAACAAAAUCUGUCCCGGGCUCUGAAUAACAGUGCUCAAUGUCCAGAGGACUGGCAAUAUCAUGCAGGAAAAUGUUACUACUUCUCUUCAAACACAAACACACUGGAUUGGUUCAAAAGUCGAGAUGCCUGUAUUUCAGACGGCGGACAUCUGGUGAUCAUAAACAACAGAGAUGAACAGGAGUUCCUGAUGAGCAAAACAAACAAAUAUAAAGGCUCGUUCUGGAUUGGGCUGACAGACAAAUCUACUGAGGGUCAAUGGCUGUGGGUGGACAACACGAAGCUGAGUACAGAUAUACGUUACUGGAAUGGACAGGAACCAGAUAACUGGAAAGGAUAUCGCAAUGAGUACACUGAAGGAGAAGACUGUGCUCGCAUUGAACAAAACAACUGGAACAUUAACAGCUGGUUUGAUGCAUUCUGCACUAUUGCAUUCAGAAGAAUAUGUGAAACCAGAUCCUCCAGAUAAGCAUAGUGGGCAAGGAAAGAGAUGUGUCAAAUAUAAAUGUAUGCUCAUGUCAAGGGAACUCCACCACCGCUGCUUUAGAACCUCAUGAUGCUUUAGUUUUGACUUUCUUUCGCCAAUGUUUUGUGCUGCUUGCAAGUUGUGAAGCAAUAAAGUCACUCAUUUGAAUCUCUA